Cygnus olor (mute swan) is the source of this 1741-nucleotide messenger RNA. RefSeq lists its product as uncharacterized. The record is from RefSeq and is a predicted model, not a curated record. The coding region runs from base 1 to 1479 and encodes 492 amino acids. The transcript is spliced from 2 exons. Lineage: Eukaryota; Metazoa; Chordata; Aves; Anseriformes; Anatidae.
AUGCCACAUCCCCUGCCUGGGCACCCAGGACUUGCCACUCCCCCAGACACCCCCGGGGAGGAGAUCCUGGCAGCCCUGGCGCUGGCCGAGCGGGUGAAGGGGGCAGCCAAGACAGUGUCACCCACCCACUGGGACCCCGCGCAAGAGGUGGCGGCGCGGCGGGAGGAGAUCCGAGGGCUGCGGACGGAGCUGCUGGCUGGAGCUGGCGGCCCCGAGCAGGGGAGAGCAGUGGCCCAGCUGCAGAGAGCCCUGCGUGAGCUGCAGGUACUGAAAAGCCAAAGGUGGGAGAAGAAGCAGGCAGCAACCAAGGUGUUUGGGACAAACCAGGUGCAUCAGCCCAGUGCCAAGGUGGGCGCAGGUCAGGCAAUGACCACCUCCCCCAGGGACAACCUGGGCACAGGAGAAGUACCGAGGUCUGCCGGUGUCCCCAUAACGUCUCCUCUUGCUUCCACAGGACCUGAUCUCUGCAGGGACUGCAGCACCAGCCCAAAAGCCUGGGACCCAGAUGUCCCCAGACGGUGCCAGCCUGGAGACAGCAGGAGGUCAGGAGCAGGGGACGGGCACGUGCCCCAUGCCUGGGGGGCUGCCGUGGCAGGGGGCACUGCUUACGUUACACUGUUCUCCCCAAAAAGCACCAAGGGCCAGCGAGAGCUGCCAGGGAGGGACCAGCCGAGCCCCAGGGAGCGCGGGGCAAGGCCUGCUGGAGGAGCAGUGGGCACUGACCGGGGGCCACGUGGUGAGCGAGACCCCACCAGGUGCCCCCACAUUCAGCACCUCACAGCGUGCCCCACGGCCCUGCCUCUGCCAGGCAGGGAGCCGGUGCUGGCCAUGCCCGUCCCUGGAGGUUGGAUACUCCAUGGCCAAGGCCCAGAGGCAGCGGCUGCAGGCUCAGCACCAGCUGCUCCUCCAGCGGGAGCUCGGGGAUGGGCCAGCGCUGGGCCAGGAGGUGAGCACAGGAGAGCCCCAGGCAGAACAAGGUGUAAGAAGUCGACCCGGAGGGCUCCAGGCUCUCCCAGACAUCGCAGAGCUGCCCUGUCCUUGCCCCUGUCCUCGCAGUGGGAUGCAGCUCGCUGGCAACAGGAGGUGGCCAUGCUGCGCCUGAGCCUGGAGGCAGCGCGAAGGGAGCGCGAGGCGGCCGAGCAGGACCUGGAGGCCCUGCUACAGAGCCACCGGCAGGAGAUGCAGGCCUGGAGACAGCACCUGCAGCAGGUGGGCAGGGGGGGCUGGGCACCAAACCCGGGCUGCUGGCACCAUCCCACUUGCGGGGGCCAGGAAGAUGCCAGGGGGCCCUGGGUAUCCCCGCAGGUGCUUUGGGACCAGCGGCUCCAGGCGGAGGAGCGGGCGGAGGCACUGGAGCACCGGUACCAGGCGCUGCUGCAGGAGGUGCUGCGGGACGCCGUGCAGCUUUCUGCACACAACCAGCAGCUGCGGGAAGCCAAAAGCCACAGCUCAGCUGAUGCCACCACACAGGCACCCUGAGCCAGCGUCCCUGAAUGGGGGGGCAUAGCUGCACUGACAGCAAGGACAGUGCGGCCACAGCUCCCUGCCGCCUUGACCCCUGCUGCCAGGGGACAGCUGAGCCACUGUGACAACUGCUGCCUAGGACAAAGCCUUUGGUCCAGUCUGCGCUGGCUUCUCAACAGCACAGGCAGGGCCCUCUGUGGCACCGAGCGGACACAGACACAAGGCUGAAGCACGCACCAUGGGAGGGCUCGUGGCUGCGGGUGCGCAGCCACAUGCA